GCGCGUGCACUCGGGCACAAAAAGCGGCAGUAGCGGCGCAGAUCUCGCGCUUCCACCUCCCAGUUUCCGGUAAAUACUGCCAGCUGCAACUUUUGUUCCCGCACAGCUGCCGGUGGUUCCUCCUCACUCACUCACUCCCUCACUCACUCUCUCGCCCACUCACGACCAAGUGGAUUCAUUAAAAGUGGAGUGGGCAGCUGGGUGAUGUCAUAUCCGUGAAGAAGACUCCCCCCAAAGCGUAACGUGAACGCAGCACGGGAUUUCGCUGCAUGUAUGCUGCCCACAAACUUUUUCCCCCCUCUUGUAAGCGACGAGGUUUCUCCCCGCUGUCUGCCCGCAUGGCGUGCGUAACGGCGGGGGCGAGUGGAUGGAUGUGCCCCUUCCCUCUCCUGGAAAAUACUGUUUUUGUCACCAGCGUGUAGUGGACGAGGGGGCGCGAACCCACGGGAAGAAACUUGCGUGAUUUUUUUUGUCUGGUUCCCCGGUCGAGGAGGAGGAGGAGACGCUGAAGCAGCCGGCAGAAUGUGGUCGCUGUCCGCGGUCCUGAACCCGCUGCUGUUCCUGCUGCUGUUCGGAUACUGCCCUUCUGUGGUGAGUUCACUGCCCUCAAAAUCCUCUCAAAAACAAGAGAAUAAACUCCAACAACAGCCGAGUCUGACCUUUAGUGGUCUUGUUGUAAACUUCACUUGAUCUCGGGUGGGUGGAGCACUGCACAAAGCUUCCACUAACACGAGAAAAAUGACUCAUUUCAGAUCCAAGGUAUUUUGGCAGCUCCUUUUGCAACACCCUCUGUAAGUUUAGCUCUGAUGUGCAAAAAUGUUUGGGGGAAAAAAAUACAAAAUAUAAAGCGGUGGCACCCUCACAGCACUCAUGUUUAUUGCCUACAUCAACCACAUAGCUCUGAUAUUGAUCCUGGAGGAUUUCCAGGCACAUAACUCACUUUUAAAGGGGGAGUUCAAUCAGUGUAAAGAAAAACACCGCUGAAUUAUAACCAAAUCUCCCAGACUGCUCCAAACGGCGUGAUUCAGGCUUAUUUCUCAUCCCCUUCAUAAAAACUGACUCCAAUGAUUCCUCUCAUGCUCUCUUCUUCUUCUCUGUCUGUUUUAACCUGACAUUCAUGAUCUUAAUUGGAAUGCAUCUGGGAGCAUUGUCACAAAUUAGGAGCAGCUUGCAGAUCACCAAGCCAUUUGGACAAAAACAAUGGUCGAUUAGGUUCAUCCCACCCAUGCAGAGCAUAUUCCCUCUGCCAGUGUCUUGAUUGCAAAGCGGUGUCCUCAGAUAUUUCCAUACCACCUUGCCAUGAUUGAAUAUGUUGUGCAGAAUUAAUGCACCCCAGGACUGUUUACAGGCGAAGCAAAGGCUCCAAACUGUAAAAAGAUCUAUCAGAGAGUCUCCACGAAGGGCGAGAACAAAGGAGGAAGCAGCUGCCUGGAUUAUCUAAUGAGAGAAAAAGUCUUUGUGCAGAGUUCUUUGCACACAUAAAAAAAAAGCCUCAUUGGAGAGUGCAUCUGGCUUGGCUGUGCUUCAGAUUCAUUUUAAUACGAGGAAAUGUGAGUGUGAAGGAGGAGGAAAAGGAUGUGCGUCACUCGAGAGACAGAGGAGAAAGACCCUUUUUGACGGAUUAGUGAAACUUCUUUUUAGGAUGCUUUUCAUCGCCGUGCACGAGAGGAAGAGACGCUUCUUCCCUCUUUUUAUCCCAUUCAGCUGUGAAAGAGGAGCAGAUUCCAGAUACAGUCACGGUGCACCAAAAACCAAACCAGUAUCUCUGAUCAUUUCCACCACAGUGCCAACCAUGACCUCCAAAUGGUACAAUGCAGAAUCACUUCACUUCUCCUCCUGCUGCUGCUUUUCAGCGCGGUUUCACUCUUGUCAGGGGUGGCACAUACUCUAAAUAACUCUAAAAGUACGAGUUUGAAACCUCUCCACAUGACACGCCUGUCAGGUUCAAAGUAGCAAUGGGGCAUCUAUAGAAAGAGCUUUUCGAAAACCUUGAUCUCAGCUUGAACCAGACAAAGAUCAGGGCUGCGGCGCUUUGAUAAGACCUAAAAAACAAUCUUUUAUGAUCUGAUAACAGCAAUAUAAGAAUUCUGUUCCAGACCGAGGAGUAUAAGAGCACAGAAAGUAUGUUUUAUUUUCAGGAUGUAGAAGGAUUAGAGUUUUAAAAGUAAAAGGUAUGAGAGGCAAUUUCAGUGUCUAAAUGAGGACUGUAAAUCAGUAGAAAGCUAUCACAUCCAAGUUUACCUAGAAAAGCAAUCCCUCGAGGGGUGGAAAUGAUUAGCCCAUGUUGUCCAUGAUGUGACAUCUUCGCCUGCUCAGAGGGGACGUGAUCUUUCUUGGCUGAUUCUCAACACUCCUUCAGUUCUCCAGGCUGGCAGUCAAAGAUGAAUGGGAGGGAGGGAGGGAGAAAGAGGAGGAGGAGGAGGAAUGCAUGCCAUAACUAUAAAAAAAACAGGGCACUUCACUUUUCUUUCCCUUAGCUUCAAAGCCUGUUAGAUGCCAAAGUUCACAUUCUCAACUUACUCUCCAGCCAGAUAGACUUAAAGAACCAAAAACCAAAUCCAAAUAAAAGUUGGUCGUCUGCCAAAGAUGCUGGUAGCGCAGACAAAUCCUGCCAUCCGUGGUUAAAAGGUUGCCAGUACUUGGCUUGAGACUUGUGUUAAUUUCCCGUGCUGACAGUAAACAGCAGAAUUGUUCAGAUUCUGUGUCUAAAAGCUAUCAACUUUUCCAACACUUCAGCACUCUUUGAUCGCGAUUCAGAGCCAAACUGGAUUUUACUGUGUACACUCUGACAUUAGUUGAUGGUGCUGCAUUAAAAUAUGCUGCAUAGGCUUAUGAUGCAUAACUUUAUGUUCUUUUAGCUUUAUACCCCAGUGCUGUAGAGCAGAUUGAAUGCAAUAAAAAAAAGGAGGAAAAGCUCCCACAAAUCAGGUUUAUCUGCGUCUCCCAGCAGGACUUGGAGUUUGAGCGCAGGGAGAACUAGUGUGGAGAAAACAGAAGAAUCUCAGCUGCGAGGUUAUUCAUCAAGGCGAGGAAACUCUAUUUACUGUAAAAGUGGAAAUUCACUGGAGACUGCGGAGGAAUACCUUACACAAGAAGCACUUUCAAAGACUUUUUAUAAGUCACUGGAAUUGGUUGGCGUCGAAACGUUGGUGGCAAAAAGAAUGGAUGACUCGUGAGGAAAUGAAGCAGCUGUGUGUGUGCGCCGUUAUGUCCUGAUAGCAUCAGUGCUGAGGUUUAUUCAGUGUGUCUGUCUCUGUGUGUUCAGAGCUGUGUGCCUGUGUUUCUGCAUACAGACCAUCCGGCCAAAGGAGGGGUGGCAGGUGUACAGCUCGGCUCAGGAUGCAGAUGGGCGUUGUAUCUGCACAGUGGUGGCACCCGAGCAGAAUCUGUGCUCCAGAGACGCCAAAGGCAGACAGCUCCGCCAGCUCCUGGAGAAGGUAUGCACACUCACAUCACCUGAACACACACACACACACAUGCACACUUACUGUAAGCAAGCAGCCCCCCCUCCACCCAUCCUUCAACUCAUAUAAAUUGAUUUCUAUCAUUAUCCAUGCUUCUUUGUUGCCAUAAUCCUCUGAGAGAUUGCACCAGCCAGCCUCAUAAACCUUGUUUUCCACUUCUGCAUACAUUACAGGGAUGACAUCAGCUUAGUGGUUUCUUAUAAAGAUAAGAACGCUCUUCUUCACACCUGGAGAAGUGCCUUUUGUUUAUAUGCAACAAAUCAUUCAAGUUGGAAACUUUCCAUGGGAAUUAAUGGGAAUAUAUCGGAAUCAUAGACUGUAUAUACUAUGGACAACUAGGUUCUGCCUUCUGCCAGUGUACGGAUUGGAAGCCAAAAAGCGCUCAGUAUUUCUGCAAUUUUUCUUUAUUUUCUUGAAACCAGCAUUGCGCAGUAGCGUUGUACGCAUUCAGUGGGAGAGUCGCAAAGAGUCACUGUGAUGACGCUCGGCUCAAACAGCGUAUCCCCCAGGUGAGCUUCGGAAUCCCUGAAUGCCAAAAGGCUGUAUCAAGUGUCAAUCAUAGAAAACAUGAACCCCCUAAUAACUUUUAAAAACAGAGCUGUACAGAAAAAAGAGGACUUGAACAGAUGAUUUCUUGAACCCUGGAGGCCACACUUUUGAGCCCACAGACUAUAUAAAGUCAAGUAAGUUUUGAUGAUAUUAUGGGGUAAAUAUAUAAAAGUAAAAGAUCUAUAUUCAUAUUUAACUUGCAAAAAUUAAAUCAAAACAGGUGCUAAAUGUAAGCUAUUUUUCAUUUCAUUGACCAUUUAAGGGGCUCGCUUAUUAUGGUGGUGGUAGCUACCUCAAAUGUGAUGCUGUUUCUUCUGACUCCUGCAAGACGGUUUUCUGUAACUAGAGCUGCAGCUAUAGAAUAUUUUAGUAAUCGAGCAAUCUACCGAAUAUUCUAUCGAUUACUCGAGAAAUUGGACCCAAACGACAGACUCACAUAAAGUUAGAUUUCCUAUAGCCCCGCAAUGAAGGCCAGACUCAGAGAAUUAGAGGACAAUCUCAGAACAAGCAUGUGCGUUAGCGGAAUGCAAUGCUCGUAAGAAAGCUAAAUUCGCCAGGUUGGCAACACUGCAAGAAAAGCCCUUCUCAUCAUUUAUUUUUCUGAUGCUAAUGUUGAAGGAAUUGUAUUAUUUUGUAUGGAUGUCUGCUAUUGACAAAACAAAAAUAUUAACAUUUAUGUUUGGAUAUGAUACAGUUUGUUUAAAUUACCCCCAAUUUCAAGUCAAUUCCUGUUAGGGUGAUUUUCUUUAGCCAGUCAUGUCAGCCUUCAGGGUGGUGGAGCUGUGUCACUUAAAUACCUCAGAUACUUUAGUGAUAGAUUUCCGCAGCCAUGGGCCUCCGACAACCAUCAUAAAACAAGGACCUUGAACCCGUGUUUAACAUCACUCAGGCUCCCAAAAUAUGUUGUGCUUUGUUAUUACCCUACAUGGACUCUCCCUCAGGUCAACAAAAUGCAAGUGGAAUGUUUUGGAAACGUGGACGACUAUAUAUACUUAAACAGUCUCAGAUCAGUCUUUGUUACACUUGUGGCAUGAUGAAGCUGUAGAUCUGCAACCAGUAAAGCUUGUCAAAAUGAUCAUUCCUGUGGACCUUCUUUUUUUUAAAGUGUGAACAUGGGCUAGGCAUCCUUACUGUUCUCAUAAAUUCCCAAUAAUUCCCAAGUUUCCAGUUUGGAAUAUUUCCAACAUUCCCCAGCUUAACUUCCCAUGGAAAGUUUCUGGAAAUUUACUAGAAGUUUUCAGCCCCUUUGCAACCCUAGUUUGGACCUAAUAGUCAGGCCUGGGAGUGUUGUUCUGCCCUGCUGAAGGAGGACUUCCUGCUCUUAUGGAAGCUGUUUUUUUUUUUCAUCCAUCACCAUGGAUUUUUUUUUUUUUAAUUAAAAGCAUGCAUUGAUUUGAUUCGCUAAAUGCAGCAGCCAACAGUGUGAAUUUAAGUAGAAACAGGACUUUUUAAUUCCCGCAACAGGAGUGAUUUAAAACAUUAUCUACAAACAAACAAACAAACAGCUCAGCGCCAGAGUCACUUCCCUCAAUUAAUAGUCCAUAUAAGGAAACAUUGCUCCAGCCUACAUUUUAAUGUCGGGUGCCCGAGGCUGUUCUCUGUCAUUCACUGCGGUCUCUGACACUAAUGUACUAAGCUGCCUGAGGGCCUCAGUGAGGCCAUUUCAGGAUCCCUCAACCAGAGCCAGGAAAGUAUGCAGAGCACAAUGUGCGAGUGUUGUGCCACUUUGCUAGCGAUGUGCUUCAGUAGUGUUGGUUGGCUACAAUUAGAGCAAAGGAGAGGAAAGAGAAAGAGAGUGAGAGAGGGAGAAAAGAGCACAGUUCAUCUUGUAUACAUGCCCCACAAACCUAGUCUGCUUUUGUUAAGGAGGGGAGGGUGAGCAACACUGCAAAAAAGCAAAAUUACCAGAAAAAAAAAGUAAUUUAUGCUAAAUAUUCUCAAGAUUAGUACACGUAUCUACUCACAAGUAGUGCAUGCACAUCUUUUGUCUGGUGAUUUUCACUGUUAUUUCAGAGAGUGUCCUCAAACAGAGCAACUCCUGGUCCUAUUGUCCCAAAUCAAGGCUGUGUUUAGAAAAAUAUUAAAUCCUAAAACCAGGAGAGCCGAACCAAUUUAAAAAAGAAAAAACCUGACUCUGACUCGGCAGUUUUGAGCGUGAGUUUUGCUUCAACAGCUUUGUAACUCUGGGAAUUCAAGUUUCUAGCAUUACAAUGGAGGAUUAGGGCCGUAAUAAGAAAGGAGAGGAAAUAAAGUUAGGACUUUAUGGGAAUCAAAUCAUGAGAUGAGAAAAAAUACAAUAAGGGAAAAAUCUAAGUGACUGUGAAGUUAUGAUAACAUAAGAAUCUAGUUGUGAUUUUAAGGCAAAGGAAACUAUGGUUGAUUAUUAUGUUAAGGGUAGGAAAUAGUGCACAAGCAGCUGAGUGCUUUCACCACACCCUUGAGAGGAUUGUCGAGAGUGUUGAGAGUUUUAACUUGAGAGAUUCAGAAGGAGCAGAACGUCUGUGUAUCAAGAGUCAUCACAAAAGAGCGAAGAGGUAUUAGUAUAUCGAGCCACUCCUGAAACAGAGACAACAUCAGAAGCAUCCUACCUGGACUUGAAGGUCCAAACUCCUCUGAACACAAGGAUGUUAAUUAUCCAUUUUAUUCUGAAAUAAAGCUCCUGGAGGCACUGAAUCUAAAGUUUCCAAAGCCUGUGAUGAUCUGGGGCGCCAUUUUCUUUAAAAAUGAGGUCAGGAGAGUUUCGAGCUCAUCGUGAUUUCAAUUGGCAACAAACUUUUAGAUGACGCUGAGUUCCUUUUACAGCACAACUUUGCACCUGCCCACAGCGCCAAAACAUCUACUAAAUGACUUGCUGACUACGAUACUAGAGAAUCUGUAAGGAGAGUAAAAACACCCCAAAGUAUAACAAAGCUUAUGGCCUAAAUAUAUAUAAAAGCAGUCUGAUUGCUGAUUGCUGAAAGUGGCCGGCUGCUACUUUAAUCUACGUCUUCAUAACAAUCAGCUAACCUAAGACUACACCUAUAACUUUAUUCUCAAUAUAAUUCGACUUUUUUUUCUUGUGACUUUGUAACCUUUAUAUUUAUAAAUCUCUUUUUUUUCCUUCAGAGAGGACCUGAUUUGGUUCCUUUAGGGGUACUCAUCUCUGUGGCAGUACCUUCAACUAGUGCACCCUUAACAGUUUUAGUCUCUUAUUUAAAAGGUACAAAUUGGCUUUAUCAGGGUAAAAAAUAUUGUAUUAUUGGUAAUAUUGGAGUGAACGUUUUGGUUGCAUACAUAAAACACCCCAUCCUCACACCCUUUUUAUGUAAUAUUAAAUCUUCUUGUCUUAAAUUUUCUACUUUUUGCUCUUAUUCUUACUGAUAUUUAACUUUAUUCUUGUAAAUUUAUAACUAAAAUCUCAUGUCAAAGACCCCACAGAGGAUUGACAGUAAUCAAUUCAUGUACAAAAGAAAGUUGGAGGACGACUUUGUGAAUAAACUUAAAUAUUCACACUAUUAUCUGUUUAUACAGGUGAAAGAAAAGAAAGCACAGUUUAGCUGUAAUGAAGUGAACCUUUUUAUCCAGUGUUUUGUUAUUGUUGAUCCAACAGCUUUAUACUUCUGUUUAUAUUCAAGGCAUUAAUAUAUUCAAGUCAUGACAAAAUCACUUAAUUGGCUCUCAUCAUAAAGAUAAAUAUGUAUUGAAAUAUGUGAAAUGCAAACAGCCAGAUAAAAGGAACUCUCAUCUUGAUUUAAAGCAUUUCAUCUUAUUUACAUUUCAUGUUUUGCAGCUUAAUGUGUCAAAUAUCUACUUUGAAAUAUGUUUUCAUGCACAGCAGAUUCAAUGGUUUAUUCAUGAUGUUAUGAAUUUUUUUCCCAAAAAGUAAAAAUUUACGUAUGAAAGGAGAGAGAAAAAGAGCAAGAAACAUCCUCAUGGAGGAGUAAAAUCCAUUUCAGGCUCUAUUCAGCUCACACAUGGAUGGUUAAAAGACAAUCUGGUGGAGGUCAGAAUGUUGAUUUGUUCCUCAAGAAGUUAGAGCAUGGCAGGCUACGGCGCGGCUGAACAUGGAGGACAUUUUAAUCUUGUGGUCGGCGGGAAAAUCAAUGGCGUGCUGUUUCAUUCUUUUCAAAAGGUGCAGAACAUGUCGCAGUCAAUCGAGGUGCUGAACCUGCGGACGCAGAGGGACUUUCAGUACAUCAUGAGGAUGGAGAGCCAGAUCAAAGGGCUGCGCUCCAAGUUCCGACAGAUCGAAUCGGACAGGAAGACGCUCGUCAACAAAAACUUUCAGGUAUAUUUUUUGUUUGAUGUGCAACUUUGUGUGGAACAUCACAGAAAAGGGUGUGUGAAAGGAGCUCCUCUGAAGAAACCUGAGAAGAAUCUAAAUUGAUACCAGAGUCAGAUCAAUACAGGUCUACUACUGCCGGUGAAGGACAAAAAACUGUCUCAAAGAGUUGGGCUGGCAAUGAAAGCAGCAGCCAGCAUGAGUCCUUAAAACUCUUCACUGGUGAAAACAACAGAGUUUGAAAGAUAAAGCAGAACAACACACGGCAGCUUUUAUGAUUUCACUCUAAGUGGAAUAAUUCAGGCAUCUAAAAUACUGUAAUAUACUUGUGUAACUACAUUAACCAACAAUGUUCAAAUUCAGAUACAUUUAGUUUUAAAUUAUUACACAGCUGUUUCUAAUACUCACCUCUGAUUGGUCAAUGGGAAGGUCCAUUAUUUCCAAACAACAACCGACCAAGAAGUGUGAAAAACUGCAGUUCCUUGAGUGUCCACUGGGGGCCUGCUGCAAAAGCCCCUAAAGCCACAUACACACCCAUUCAAAAAAAGGAAUGUUAGAGCCCAACAUGUAACAAUAACCCAAAAUGUAACGAAAAACUGUAUCAAAACCCAAAAGAAAACAUUUGCACUGAAUAUAACAACUUGAUGCAUUAUGUGUUGCUUAUUACAAUUUGGGUUUUAUUACAUUUUUAUGUUACAUUUCAGGAUUUAUACAUUUUUUACAUAUUGGACUCUAACUAGGAUGACAAUAUUGUGAAUCCCCGAAAGGAGGACACUACUACGUGGGACAGAGUCACAGAGUCACAUAUAGUAAAUUUUGAGAGUUUUUCAACUCAGUUGGUCAACGAGACACAAACUAAAAAAUUCCAUUAAAAAAACAUGGACAUUUGAAGGAUUUUAUAAAUUCCUCGGACAUGGCUGGACAGCCCCCCCGAAAAAGGACAUGUCCAGGUAAAAGAGGACAUAUGGUAACCCUAGCUCUAACAAGCCAGGAAUAUUUACAUGUUUACAGCCUGGUAAUAAUUCAGCUUUGACUGAAAGUUUCAAAUUUUUACUGUGAGUGCAUUUUGGAUCCAAAUGCUGGUUAUCGGUCCCAUGAAUUACCAUUAUAGGGAUUUGUAUCGGUAUUAGUAUCGUCCUUGAAAAAUUACUAUCUGUCGACCCAUGAUUACGUUUUUGCAUAAUGAAAGCAAAGCAAACACGCUCCAGAAACAGAGACUGAGUUCAUAUUUUAAUCAGUCGGUGGUUAUUUCUCUACAACAGACAGUUGCUAUGGGAGUACAGCUCCUACUGUUGUCUCCGGGAGACCAAAGGAUGCACUGAAAAAAAGUUACAAUAAUUCAAAAAGAGCAGAAGAGCAAAAGAGUUCAUUGGAUACAAAAAAGCUGCGAGCUACAGCCGAGAAAUCAAUAAGAUUAAAGAUGGCAGGCGGAGAAACGACUAAACAGAACAAAGUUAUGGGGAAGGACAGUGUUUAAAGACUGGUCAAUUGAAAAUAAAAUGUCAACAGACUUUACAAGUAUCAAGGCUGAAAAUCUAACUUCAGGUGCUGUGUUUAUUUGUGUGGUCUUGCUCAGCUUGUCUCACUUCAUCAUCGAUGAAAAAGUCUCACUUAAUGUGCUUUAACAGCCAAGUUGUGUGAUUUUGGGGAAGGCUCCCGGGUAUAAGCUUUGCAAUGGCAACAUUUCCAAGUCAAUAUUUGUGUAAAGUCAUUGAUUUUUCUUGUCCGUAGCUGUGUACACCUUCAGGCUGAUUUAAGACCCCCGUUUUCCAGGGUUGCAUACCUCAUUAAUGACCCACCGAUUGUGCUUUGUCACUUACAUAACGCUUUCCUUCUUUCUUUGGUAACCUGUCUUCAAACAAAGCACCAGAUGAUUCAGCAGAACAAGGGAAGAAGGGAAAGCAUUGUUAUUGUAAGCUAGUGGUACUUGCUGCUCUUUUAAUAGAAUCAUUAUGGCUUAAUGAAUGUAAACAAAAAUGACAUUACCUCAUCCAUCAACAUGAUUUCUUCAGUCUUUAAGGUAGUUUCUAAUUGAUGGGGUUGUUCAUGAUGAAGCAGCAACUCCCACGCUCAAACAACAUCUUACUCCAAAAGCAAAAGCCCGGUUAUCAGACCUUUUUAUUCUUAGGAUCAUCUUACUGGAUUAAAUGAUUUCUCUUCCCUCCAACUUUCUUAGUGGACAAUCCAAGCUUCCUAGUCUCAGAACAUACACGUUCAAUAUUUUCAAUCAAAAAUCCUAAUGUGUGAGAGUAGAGCUGGGCGAUAAACCGAAAAUUUACAGAUACCGAAGUUUACGUCAAUAACAAAGGUCAUUUCACCCAUGUCAAUAUAUUCGGUGUGCAAUAUAUAAAAGUUGGUUUUGGAUGUGUGUAGGUAGGCUAUGGUCUCAUGUCCCUUUCAGACAUUGUCCUACGUCAGAGACGUGACUCCACCCCAUCCAGUCUGUAACAAAGAGGGAAAGACAGGUGAGGAGAUGGAGGACGGUUCAAAAGUUGUAGCGGCUGGAGUAAGUUGACGAAGUUAAUGUGGGAGGGGGUGAGCAGCUUGUGAAGCAGUUUUUGUCCAUUUAUGGUUGUCGAGGUGAACUGCUCAAUAUAUCGUGAUAUGGAUUUGAGGCCAUAUCGCCCAGCCCUACAUGCGAGUGUCGACAGUCAACAGGGCGAGAUGUUUUUGAAGACAUCACCUAAGUAAGGAGAUGUCAAGAUGAGCAAAGACCACUAUGUCCACACAGGAGCUUUAAAACUGUAGCAUGUAAACAGGAAACUAAAAAAUAACACAGUAAAUAUGAAACUCUGGUGACUUUUGUGAGCUUGGGCACACUAGCCAAUCAUUUGAUCGGCAAACAACCAAACGAUAUAAGACCAUUGAAACUGUAUUUUCAUAAAACAGUCAAAUCUUUCUAUUCAAAAAUUUGUCGUUGCACUUUUUUCCCUAUUUCGAGUUUCACCGCCUUAACUUUUUUUGGGAAUGAGGUCAGAUUUGACCAACAAAAUCUAAACUAGUUCAUCUUACUUUUCAACAGCAUGUUACUGUCAAAAGAAAAAAUAUAUAUUUUUCCACCCAAAAACUGUGUUUACACGACUUUUCCAUAAAUUCAAACAGCACGCUCUGUUCCCUGUCUUAACACCCGACCUGUGCAAUGAUCCGAUGAACUUUAGUGAGGCACUUUUUGCGAUGUCAAACUGUGACGGACAGAUGGUUUUUGUCUACAACACAUCAUUUUAGACAUCCUCAUGAUGCACAUUUUUGACGAGUCCAUUUAUCGUUAUCGAGGUGAACUGCUCAAUGUAUCAUGAUAUUGAUUUGAGGCCAUAUCGCCCAGCCCUAUAUGAGAGGAUCAUGCAUGGCUGAUCAUGCAUGCUGUCCUGAGGUCUACAUAAGUCCACAUAUAGAGGUUGUUUCUUGAUGCACAACAUGCCAAUCACAUAUGCAACUGUCAGGUCUGGAUAUGGCUCAAGUCCAGAGCAAAAAAACAGCUUCAUUAAAAGGUCAAAAUACCCACUAAAAUUUCCAAUACUGCAGCCUCUCCCUGCAGUUAUUAUGAUUCUACUGCAUUAACAACAGAGACAGAUUUAGCCUAUAAUAUUGACUCUCACUUUGGACUCGACAGUAAAUAACUUAUCAGUAGAGAUGAGCAAUGCAUCAACUUCUGAGUCUGGUAGAAGUAGAACUACGGCAAAAAUCACUAUCUUGUUAAUUACCCGGGAGAAGAGAGUGGGUUUGUUUAAGAAUAAAGGGGGCUUCAUUUGAGGUGGCACACUGACAGUAAAUUACAGUGAUUAUAGGAGCAAUUACAAUAAUAAUCAUCCCGAUUAUCAUCCAUCAGUAAAAUUUGUUUGGGUCUGACUGAAGCCUCCCUCCUCCUUUCUCUCUGUAUCUUGUCAUGAUGCAUAUAUUUUGACUAUUAUCUUUCAUUCUUAUGUUUAUCCCGACAAACUAACUAUAGAUUUCUUUCUCAGUUCUGCAACAUUUUUCUGUAAUAAUGAAUUUGCGAGAGACAGAAGAGGAUUCUGCACUCUGUGGGAAAUGGAUUUGGUAACACCUGUUCAUGUUUAUCAUACUUCGAAGCAGGUUUUAUGACAACAUACACCUUGUGUUGACCUACACCAAGUUUUCUGAAUUAAAGUUCCCCUCCCACAGCAAAGAAGUGCCUUCCCAGAUUGAGAUGUUUGAUGAGACAGGUGGUGUUUUCUUUGUACUUCCUAGGAGCUGAAGGGGAAGAUGGAGUCCCUGCAGCCGCUGAUCCCUGUCCUGGAGCAAUACAAGACGGACGCUAAGCUCAUCUCCCAGUUCAAAGAGGAGAUCAGGAAUCUGUCUGGAGUGUUGAUGGGUAUCCAGGAGGAAAUGGGCGCCUAUGACUACGAGGAGCUGCAGCAGAGGGUGCUAAACCUGGAAAACCGGCUUCGCAACUGCAUGAAUAAACUCAGUAAGUCCGAUGCACUCAAAGCGUACGAAGGCACGGUGACCCUAGAUUAUGCAACAACACACAGAUCAUAGGUGGAUUUCUUGCUGCUGCUAGCAGAUUGGAAUUGUAGAUAGGGAGCAGAGGGGUACAAUGUAACUGCUAAUGGAAGCAGAAAUAAGAAAAUCCAGUUUCCUUAGAGUCAAAGAAAUCAUUUCAGCUGAAAGAUGGCAGUAUCAUGGAGCUCUUACCGACGAAAGCUUCUACAAAAACAAGAUUGAGACGCUUAUUUCCAAGUCUAUUUUAUAAAUUCAAAACCCUCCGGUUCCUUUUUUCAUCAUUUGCGAUUCAGCGCUGGAAACACGGGGUUCCAUUUCUCCACCUACUGUGGUUUAACUCAUCUAAUAAGAUCAAUUUAUGCCUCCAGAGCAGCUUUGCCUCUGAUAACGGUGUGCAUGACUAAACUCCAAUUUGCCAACCGCCAGGUUAUCAGCACUGAUGCAGCCUGUCAUAGUGUCACUGUAAAUAGUUGACAUGUGAAUGCUAAUGGGAAAUGGGGCUGGAAAUCUGUCUGAGCUGCAGUUGAUAAGUGAAGCAUCGCUUGUGCAUGAGAUCCGAUUGAUUAUGUAAAAUUGGUGUUAAAUACUUAAAAGGGAACUCGUAAGCUUUCGCUGAAGUGAUAACCCAUUGUCAUUUGGCACAAUUAAAGUGUCUGGUGAGAUGAAUUAAGUGCAGCACGGGUUCCUCAAAUAUUAAAGCAGAUGGGAUAAAUGUUCAGACUGCUCUGACACACAGUUCAAGAGUUUACUGCUUGUUUUAGAGCAUCUGUUCAUCCUCACAUGUAGACGUCUUUCACUUUUCACAGCUUAGUUUAAUGCAUGUUCAAUAAUAUCCCUAAAAUAGACUUAAAUGAAUCCACAAACCCACUCAGAGAUCGGGGUAGACUUCUUCACUGUUUGUCAUUUUGAUCAACAGGACCAUACAAGUGGUCCUAAUGUGCCAUUACCCCUCAUCUAACUUUAAUUCUUCCUAUUAUCAUACAGUCAGUGGCUCUCACUGAAUCCGUCUCUUAACAAUCUAUGAAAUCACAUCUCUUGUUGGAGCGACAGCAACAGUUCAGUUUGGAGAACAAAAGUCUUUUCUUGUUCAUGUUAUUAAAGCCAAACAAAGGUGAUUAUAUCCAUGAAAGUUGUGUACAGUGGUUUCUCAUUAGAGACCACAUAUUAGUUGAGAGGAGGGAGAGUGGAGUCGUGUACAAGUGAUCCAGACUGACAUUUGCCUAUUCUGAUGCUGCAUCUAUAGAGCUGGGUAUUGUUUUAAUAUUAUGGGUCCUGGUCCUGGUUCUGUUUACAGUAUUUUUGGAGAGGAAAAUUCUCAGCCAUAUUGGACACGCUUGAUCCCUCGCCGCUUCAUUAUCGUUAGUCAAUCUCUGGCUGUGAUCCUCUUUUCACAACUUUGUUUACAGACUGCAUCAAGUGGUGUUACAGUCCGCCAAUACAGUAGGUCCUGGCCGAUACGUAAAACUUUACGAGGACUUGAAACUCCUCUCUGAAGUUGUAGCUGUACUGAAAUAACAAAUCUACGAAUCAUACACAGAAGUGCAGAUGCUUGUUGUCUGGCAUACACUGAUAUUACCAUUAAUGCAUAUUUGUUCAAGAAUUAGCUUGCUCUCAGUUUUCUUAUCCCUAAAGGUAGCCUUCAGAUCUUCAUCAGUGAUUAGAAAUGAUAUGAACUACAGAAAAUAUUUGUUUCUGACUUAUUUACGAUUAUGAAAACAGCAAACGAGAGACACGUCAGCUUUAGGACUUACAGCAUGUACAACAGUGGAAGCACUUAUCUCCAACGGUCUUUGUUUUGCAUAGAAAUCUGGUUUUAAGUAUUGAUUUCCUCUUGGCACAAGAAUUUUCUGCAGUAGUGUUCCUGAAAAAAAGUCAAUUACCACCAAUGAAGAUAAUAAUUGUGCAGAGGAUGAACUUUGACAUCUAUUUGAGGUUUGACUAUCAGUUUGUUCUCAGCUAAAACUGAGCUCCUCAGAUCUGAAACUCUCCACACUUAAAUGCUUAUCCUUAUUAUUUAGAGCUGCUGCGGAGUGUGUGAUGUGUUUGCGUCGCCUAAUCCGUGUGGUGUGUUCGCAGCAUGCGGGAAGCUAAUGAAGAUCACCGGGCCGCUGACCGUCAAAACUUCAGGGACCAGAUUUGGAGCCUGGAUGACCGACCCUCAGGCGUCUCCCAAAAACAACAGGGUGAGUGAGCACACUUCGCUCUGUGUUUCACAACGCUCUGAGAGGUUAAAUGAUUUACACGUAACGGGAAAUGACACCAAACAUAUAUAGCUCUGAGACUUUUUCAUACGGUCAACUGCUGAGAUCAAACAUAAACAUUAAUGUCUCAUGAUGGACGUUUUAAUGUUAACGCACAUUUUGCUGCUCUUGAAGUUCAAACUAGGAGUCCGUAAAAAGAGAGAGGGGUCUUCUAAGGCCGGCACAUCACAACUUGUCCUUUAGCUUUGAACAUUUCCUCUCUGUGGUAAAGUUUUUGAACUCCUACAGCACACGUCUGUGCCCCCCCCCUCCCUCCCUUUAGCUGACACUUUGCUCUGUGUCUUGGCGGUUAAAACGUUCAUCUUUCAUUUAGUGUAAUAGAAUAAAGCCUGAAUUUGCAUCGUCAGCUGCCUGCUUGUAUACGAUCACAUACAGAGUAAAAAUAAAUAAAUUAAGUGUAUUUAGGUGGUAAAACAAGCAGAUGUCAAGCAGCUUAGGACUCAGCAGAUCUUGAACACUUUUCAUUUUGGCUCUAUGAUGAAGGAAUAGCAGUCCAUCAGGGACCAGUUUUCUCUGUGGCCACUUUGAAAAGUUCUUGAAAAACUCAUUUGUAUAAAAGGCUUUUUAAUAAGCUUUCCUUGUUUUCUAUGCAAAUAUCUGUCCUCAGCUGAGCUUCUAUUUCCUGACUGCACAAGACCUCAUUCAACUUGAAGUGCCUCUUUUCUAAUUUUAUGCCUGUGUUUUUCAAGGUGCUACAUAUAUUGAAUUAAUUUCUCAAGUGGUGAUAAAAGUAUAUUACAAUCUGCUAAAAAUAUUUGAAAAUAUCCUUCAAUAACUUGAUAUACUCUCCAAUUCUAUUCCUAAGGAUACGUCUUAGAAAGUCCCCCUCUUUGUCCUGGUUUGAUCUCAUCAGUACCAGCAAAAACAAAUAUACAUCCAGUUCUCUUUCAGUGUCUUUUAAAAUCAGGGCCUGUCUCCACUUACAGCAGCAACUCUUUUGUAUACAAAGCCAAUGCAGGCCUCCUUUUUUUAGUGCUCACUGUCCUCUCCUAAAAAAAACACCCUCAAUGUCAGCUGUUUUUCAUCACCUCCCUCCUCCAAUCAAGUGGAAAACUUUGAAACAUCCUCAAGAGCUUGUGAGUGGCACUUGUUCAUCACUGACCAAUCAAAAUCAAGAAGAGGCGGGACUUCUACAUUUAUAUGACGCUCGAUGAAACUGAAUUAUUGCCUUACUCCGAUUAUGACCAGACAACUGAAGUGCAUGUAAACACCUUAGAACUCCUAUUAAGACACCCAGAUAAUGUGAUUGGAAUUUGAUUUUCUCUACCAUGUAACCAGCAUAGUUGGAGUAUGAUUGGACAAUGCAUGUGUGCCACGCCCCUGUAACCCCAGAACAAAAACACCAGAGAAGAGGAGCAGCGUGUAUCUCAUCUGCAGAAAAAGUAGGGCGUACAUCAUUUACGAUGAAAAAAAAUGCUGUACGAUGCUCCAUCUUCUUGCUCGAAAAUGCCCAGCAGUAGUUGUAGCCACUUCUGAUGUCUGGCACGGACCUGCUGUUGUUGUUGACAGUUGUACGGGAUCGGAAACAGCGCCGCUGGAGAGAACCCUAUUCGCCCCCUAGAUGUAAAGAUGCUGUUAGUGGAAACAGGCCCUAAAAAAAGGCAGAUUACAUUGUUGUUCAUGUGUUUUCUUAAACUGGUGCUCAGGCUUUGUACAGUCUGAUUAAUGAUUUACGGUGAUAAGAUUAUACAUGACACAGUUUGUCUUAUUGUUUAUCUGUCCUCAGGUCUGGUACAUGGACAGCUACACCAACAACAAGAUCGUAAAAGAGUUCAAAUCCAUCGCCGAUUUCGUGGCAGGGGUUGAGUCCAGGACCUACAACCUGCCGUUCAAGUGGGCAGGAACCAACCAUGUGGUCUACAACGGCUCUCUGUACUACAACAAGAUGCAGAGCAACAUCAUCGUGAGGUACAGCUUCGAGACGGGCCGCGUGGUCACACAGAGGGCUCUGGAGUCUGCCGGUUUUCACAACGUGUACCCGUACACCUGGGGCGGCUUUUCUGAUAUCGACUUGAUGGCGGACGAGCUGGGCCUGUGGGCGGUGUACGCCACUAACCAGAACGCCGGGAACAUCGUCAUCAGCCAGCUGAACCCGGACACGCUGCAGAUCCUCAGCACCUGGAACACAGAGUACUCAAAGAGGAACGCCGGUGAGUCUUUCAUGAUCUGCGGGACGCUCUACAUCACCAACUCCCACCUGACCGGAGCCAAGGUGUACUACGCCUACUCCACUAAAACCUCCACCUAUGAGUACACAGACAUCCCUUUCCACAACCAGUAUUUCCACAUGUCUAUGCUGGACUACAACUCCAGGGACCGCGCCUUGUACGGGUGGAACAACGGCCACCAGGUCCUGUUUAACGUCACGCUUUUCCACAUCAUUAAAACAGAGGAUGACUCGUAAGAAAAGGGACGAACUGCACAUGAAAAAAGAAAACAUAAAAAGAUGGAGGACAUUUACACUUACGCUUGAAUGUUCUGAGGAAUCAAUGUAUUUAAUAAUUUAUGUAUUUAUUAUUUAUUGAUGACAUUUUCUCAUUAUUUUUGAGCAUUUUCACACAAAAUUGAUCAUCAGCGUCGCCUAUUUCCCUAAAACGAAUUAAUCACUCGUGAUAUUCUCCAUAUGCAAACCUGACACUUUGAAUGACAGCACAAAAUUGAAACAAAUUGGGUCCAUUAUGAAACAUACUGCAGGUAACACUCUUUCAUCUAAAUAAUGGCACUUUUCCUCAAACUUUUCAGCAACACAGGACUAUGAACUUCCUCUACUUUCUGCCGCUCAUUUUUCUCUAUAAAAUAAAAGCUUUUCCAAAAGUGAAUUCUUCAUUUUCAUAAUGGUUUCCUCAUUCAAACCCACAUUUAUUCAUGCCCCCCCUUGAUUUAUUCAUAUUUUGACUGUGUUCGCUAAUUGUUCGUUUUGUUUCCAUUCUCUUCCCUCCAUUUAUUCAUCAUCAUCUUCUAAUUUAUUCUGGCCUUUCGCUGCCUCCACUUAGCUUUCAAUUUCUCUUUGUACUUUUCCUUUUAGAAGUUUUCUUUUUUUUCUUUCUCUUGACCUUGUACAAGACAAUGAGAAAUGUGGUGAACCAUGAUGCACCUGUAAAGUUACUGUACUUGGCUUUUUCGUGUCCAUAAAUCUUCUCAAGUCAUCCAGGUCAUUGAGUAUCUUGAAGUACAGAGUUGAAGUCCUUCAGAAAACAUGAAACAUCUGCAGAUGUCGAACUCGGUACUCCAAGAUACUAGCUUUUUUGUAACUUCUGCGACAGUUUGUAUGCCUUAUUCAGUGCAGUAAGUUCUGUAAGCCCAGGAUAACCGCUCUCGUGCAUGAAUGUUGGCUAUCCUAAAAGCAUUUCUACUGUAACUGUAUAUCUGUGUAUUUUGUAACUGCACAACAUCCCAUUCUCCUCCUCUCUACAGUAGCUCUUAAUGGUCUGAAGGUCCAUUAAUGCAGACAGCAGUAGAUCUCUUUAAUAAGCAUUCAUUUGUGUAAAUAAGAUGUUAACCAAAAUAAAAGUAUUGUUUUCAUUAAAACA
Messenger RNA from Xyrichtys novacula (pearly razorfish), 18526 nucleotides. The record is from the annotation of a GenBank genome assembly. Lineage: Eukaryota; Metazoa; Chordata; Actinopteri; Labriformes; Labridae.